UUCUACGAAGAAAAUGGAUAAAAUCCGAUCCAUUGAUUGCUUUACCCAUCUGUCCUCUGAUUCUGCCAUCGUCGUGCAAACCUACCUAACUGCUUCUUGAUUACAGUAAGCUCAUAUUGCGGUAUUUCAGGACUUGGUCAUGGCGGCGGGGAUAACGGCAUUGUCGAACCACUCCUUCCUGAGAGCGGAGCAAUCUGGUAAUCUUGAUCUCUCGUUCGAUCGAGUUGGAAUCGCCCACCACUCGAGAAGGGACCUCGUCUUCAUUGUGAACCCUAAAGGUGCCAAUGGCCGGACGGGGAGAGAGUGGAAGAAGCUGCUGCCUUAUCUUAAAAGGCGACUCGGCGACCAAUGCAACGUUCAUGAAUCAUUUACUUCAGGACCUUCUCAUGCUGUGGACAUAACCAGGGAGGCAAUCCGAGAAGGAGCAGAUGCUGUCAUAGCUGUUGGAGGAGAUGGUACUCUUCAUGAGGUUGUCAACGGUUUCUUUUGGGCAGGAAAACAAAUCUGUACUCUAGAAAGGGGUUCCACCAUACAUGCAACUGCACUUGGCCUCCUUCCAUUGGGAACUGGUUCAGAUUUUGCCAGAACACUUGGCUGGAAAAAUGACCCUCAUCAGGCAAUAGAGCGAAUUGCUAAAGGAUUGAGAUCUAAAAUAGAUGUUGGCCUCAUUACCUUACUUGGAGAGGAACAUCAUUACUUCAUUAAUGUUGCUGAUAUACAUCUGAGUGCAAAGGCAGGCUACUAUUCUUCCAAGUACAAAAGUUUUGGAAACUUCUGUUAUGUUUUGGGAGCCUUGAGAGCAUUUAUUGGGCACCAGAAUGAAAACCUUAAGAUCAAGGUCAAUGGCCAAGAUUGGGUGGUAUUUGAUAAAGUCACAGCUCUUUGCAUUGGGAAUGCUAAAUUCUUUGGUGGUGGCAUGAAGAUUGUACCUACUGCUGAUCCGUACAGUGGAAAUCUGGAGGUGGUAAUUCUUCAAGACUUCAAAUGGUAUGAUUUUGUUUUCAAGUUAUACAAGCUGUACAAUGGGUCUCAUAUAUCAGAAAAAAAUGUGUGCUCAAUAAGUGUAAAGUCUAUUGAAAUUGCCAUGGGAGAAGGUAGCAGUGAGAUUUAUGUGCAGGCUGAUGGUGAACAUCUGGGCUUUCUUCCAGUAAAGUUUUCAAUUUUGCCUGCUGCCAUUGAUUUUUUAGUCUAACUGUCUAAAACUAACUUAUAUAUAUGGUUUUCCUCUUUAACCGUUUCAGAUUAUCUGUUCUAAUGAAAUUUUGUUAUUUUGAUUUUGUCAGUUGUUUGUUCUUAUAAUUUACACCUGUCAGUAGCCAAAUGAAGUCUUGUAAUUUUUCUUUUA
Molecule: messenger RNA, 1345 nt
Organism: Phalaenopsis equestris
Lineage: Eukaryota; Viridiplantae; Streptophyta; Magnoliopsida; Asparagales; Orchidaceae
Product: sphingoid long-chain bases kinase 2, mitochondrial
Exons: 12
Coding region: 140-1192 (350 amino acids)
Biological process (GO): phospholipid biosynthetic process; phosphorylation; protein insertion into mitochondrial inner membrane
Cellular component (GO): TIM22 mitochondrial import inner membrane insertion complex
Molecular function (GO): kinase activity; ATP binding
Source: RefSeq, a predicted model, not a curated record